AUGGAGGAUGUGGAGGUGAUGAUGAGGGGCCUUAAGUUGUCAGCGGCAGAGAAGAAGGGGCUGAAGCUGUCGGAAGUGGAGCCGGAGAAGGUGCUAGACUGGGCGGUGGAGGAACCACAAGCGGUGGGGAAGCUGUUCUCGGAGAAACUAGCACAUGCGAGUGUGAUUGGGAACACGUUGGGUAAGAUUUGGUGCCCGGUCAAGGGGCUAGGGUGUAAGGAGAUCGAAGAAAAUGUUUUCUUGUUCACGUCCCGGCAAUCGGCGGGGUGGAGAAGGGCUUUGGAGGAUGGACAAUGGUGGUUCGGUAAGGAGCUGUUGGUAAUGGAAGACUUUGACCCUAAUAAAACAGUGGACGCGUACGACUUUAAUCUGAUCCCCAUGUGGGUUCGGGUCUUUGGACUGCCACUUGGCUCCAUGAACAGGCAAACAGGUGAAUUGAUUGGGAGGGACUUCCACGAGCUGCUAGAAGUGGAUGUUGGUCAUGAUGGGAAGGCUGUGGGAAAAUUCCUGAGAAUAAAGGUUAAGGUCAAUAUUGAGCAGCCUCUGAUGCGGGGUUUCUUGUUGGACAGAGAGAAAGAGAAAGGAGAUGUUGACGCAGAACUCUUCACCUCAUGCUCGGGCGACAAAAUACCAGAACUCAUUGAAAAAGUGAAGCCUCGUGUUACAGAUGCUAUGCAGGCCGUCCUGGAAGCAGAAUUCACCCGGGAAGAGGUGAAAGCAGCUCUCGAUCAUAUAGGUGAUCUAAAGGCACCGGGGCCGGAUGGAAUGCCAUCAAUUGUGUUGAAGUACCAUUGGGAGUUCAUGGGAGAUCGAGUGGUGGAGGACGUCCUUGGGGAACUCUUCACCUCAUGCUCGGGCGACAAAAUACCAGAACUCAUUGAAAAAGUGAAGCCUCGUGUUACAGAUGCUAUGCAGGCCGUCCUGGAAGCAGAAUUCACCCGGGUAGUGGUGAAAGCAGCUCUCGAUCAUAUAGGUGAUCUAAAGGCCCCGGGGCCGGAUGGAAUGCCAUCAAUUGUGUUGAAGUACCAUUGGGAGUUCAUGGGAGAUCAAGUGGUGGAGGACGUCCUUGGGGAACUCUUCACCUCAUGCUCGGGCGACAAAAUACCAGAACUCAUUGAAAAAGUGAAGCCCCGUGUUACAAAUGCUAUGCAGGCCGUCCUGGAAGCAGAAUUCACCCGGGAAGAGGUGAAAGCAGCUCUCGAUCAUAUAGGUGAUCUAAAGGCCCCGGGGCCGGAUGGAAUGCCAUCAAUUGUGUUGAAGUACCAUUGGGAAUUCAUGGGAGAUCAAGUGGUGGAGGACGUCCUUGGGGUUUUGAAUGGAGGUGACAUUCCUACAGUAUGGAACGACACCUUAGUAGUGCUCAUCCCGAAAGUCAACAACCCGCAAAGAAUAAAAGAUCUCCGGCCGAUUAGUCUGUGUAAUGUGCUAUACAAACUUAUCUCCAAAGUCCUUGCAAAUCGGCUUAAAGUGGUGCUACCCGAGAUCAUCUCCGACAACCAGAGUGCAUUUGUACCCGGGAGACUAAUAACUGACAAUGUCUUGAUUGCAUAUGAGGUUUCGCAUUACUUGAUGAAUAAGAGAAAUGGCAAAGAAGGAUAUGCUGCAGUAAAGGCGAACAUGAGCAAGGCAUAUGAUAGAGUUGAAUGGGGGUUCCUUGAGGCUAUGAUGAUCAAGCUUGGGUUUCGAAGGCCGUGGGUGAACCUGAUCAUGAAGUGUGUAUCCAUGGAGAUCAAGAUCCAAGCAAAAAAUAUCGAUGCUGCAGCAGGAGAGAUGAUUGGCGUUUUGGAGGGUACAAGCAAAGGAAAUGUUAUCCUCGUCCAUGGUUGGCAUGGAUUUGGGGCAUCAGCGGCACUGAAGGUACUAGCACAACGUAUGAAAUCAUCAAAAUCAAAGUUUGACAGGGUUAUCCAUGUCGAUUGCUCAGUGUGGAAAAGCAUGAGGGCUCUGCAAAAGGCAGUCGCAGAGGAGCUGGAGCUUCCACCGUCGGUGAUGGCCAUCUUCGAUUGGUGCGAUGAGGAGGAUGAUUUUAGUGGGAUAGAUGAAGGGUCUCGAGGGGUCAUAGCAGAUAUGAGAUCAGAAAUCUUCAGAAAUCUCAUUAGUAGCAGAUUUGUGGUGAUAUUUCACAAUGGGAGCAUGAAAUACAUUGAUCUGUACGAGUCUUGUGGUGCCCCAGCAAUAUCAGUUUUGAGUAAUAAGGUGUUGUGGACCUGGCACGGGAGGUUUCAAUCCAAAUACAUAGAUUUCGAGGAACGUGAAAAGAUGGAGCUGCAUACUGAUGUUGUUGUCAAUUAUUCUCAUGACGAUUGCAUCCGUGACGAAGCAUUAUUGGAAGAGGCCAAGGAGAUUGUCGCUUAUAUGGGUAUUUCAGAGCCUGACAUGAACCAUAUGAUUGUUGAGAAGUGCUUCCAGUACGCCUGUGCAUUGGGAUCUCGAUCUCCCGGGUUCAAGUGGGUGAACUGGGAGAACCAUGCUUCAAUCUACUUGGUAUGCGAUGGGAUUAUACAAGGGCAAGGCGAUACAUCAGCAUGGGUAAUUGCCGAUGCUCUACAGAGAAACAUGUCUAUGGAUUGGCUUCGUUUCCGCACUGAUGAUGACGUUCUUCGUCGUCACCUGCUUCAUGACCGCUGGGACCUGCGACCUGAUGAGGUUGGCAUAGUGCUUUCUGAAGUGACAUCCUUCUUCGCCGUACCAGAUACUACAUACCUUGUCCGAACGGCGACAUUACAAAAUGGAAUAUUCCAACAUUCGCACAGCAGCAAGCUGCGUGUGUUACAUCUCUCUCAUUGCAGAUUCAGUUUUGAAUCGCCUCCCUUCCUGUGUUGCAGCCAGCUAAGACUCCUCCAGCUGAACAACUGCAGAAAUAUCCCAUCUGAUAAGCAUCCAAGCCACAACGAAGACAUGUCAUGCUUCCAGAAGCUAUGGGUGCUGCACCUGAGGUCUACAAGCUGGUAUCGAUUACUAUCAGCAGAGAUGAAGAACUUUAUGGCUGACCUCAGGGAGUUGACUGUAGAAGAAGUCAAGGAUUGGAGCAUAAGUGAUUUACGUGGCAGGGGACCUUCCCUUGUCAAGGUCCACGUAGAGGAACAAGGCUGCUACUUACCAACCAAGGACCACAACUUGCCUGACCUAUCUAGCGCAAGCUUCCUUAAGACAGUCAUCCUUAUCAAUUGUGUUCAUGUGGAACAGGUUGUCCCCGGCAUGAUGCCCCCAUCGGUUGAGUCAUUCACCUUCUUGCGUGAUUCUUAUACUCAUCAUGACUACCCUAGGAUAUCUAGAAUUUCCUUCCGGGGUUGUUCUCAGUUGAAGAGUAUACUAUGGCAAGGAGAUCUAGAGAAACUCGAGGAGCUGGACCUCUCAGGCACAGCAGUGAAAACCCUCGACCUCAGAGAGUUGGAAAUUAACAAUAUCAAAUCCCUCAUCUUGUUGGGCUGUGAGAAGCUUUAUGCAAUAUUAUGGCCGCCGAAAAACAAAAGGACAAAGGUUUUGGAGGUGCUGCACACCAGCACCAUACAAUCUACAUCACCUGGCCAAGCUAGUUUGGAAGAAAAACCCCAGAAACCUAUUGCAGCUAUGGGAUCAUCAUCUAGUCCUGUUGCUACUGCUAAAGAACAGGGCAUCCGUCGAUAUGCGUCCUUUGACUUUAAGUGGUAUAUCUGCACAAGGGAUACAAGGAUCCUUAGGUCGCUUGAACCGGUUAAAAGAUAUAUUGAGCACAGUCAUGUAUAUAUGGAAAUGGGUUCAUCUCCUACAACUGCUGCUACUGUUGGUGACGGUGAAGCUGCUCAAGGAAUCCGGAGUCUGCGCAAGCCUGAUAAUUAUUUAUAUGCAAGGGAUCUCUUCUGUCAGAGCGACCUACAGGCUGGCGCUGAUAAUGAAGGUGCAAUCAGCUGGAUGUGGGAUUGCCCAGCUAGUCCUACUCCAAGGGCCCAAGACUUGUAUCUUCACAUACAUGAUAAGCAGGAGGUGAAGAGGGGACUACUACAGCAAAAACAGAGCAACACUGAAGGAAUUAAUGUUAGCGCUGUUUUCCCUGGUUUCAUAGUUAACAAUGCUCGCAUGCUUCACCUGCAUGAUAGCUCAUCCGUCAUUUGCAUCAGAUGCCCACAACCACAAGGUUCAUGCUGGAGGUGGCUUGAAUGGUGCCGAGUCGAGAGGUGCCCCAAGCUAAGUACUGUCUUUUAUACCCAACCAAGUGAGGGUGAUAGCUUCUGUUAUGAGUUGGCCACAUUCUGGGCAUCUGAACUCCCAAAGGCAUGCUACAUCUGUGAUUGGAGUGCAAUACGUACAUUUUCCUUUGUACAAAUAGUACUAUUGCACCUGGACUAUUGCCCUAGGCUCAUACAUGCGCUACCCUUGUCCGAGUCUGUGGACACUUUGCCUCAUUUGGAUACCCUGGAGAUUGUGUGUUGCGGUGAUCUAAGGGAGGUUUUCGCUUUGGACACUAAGCAAAAGCAGCAGAGAAUUAUAGGAUGCCCCAAGCUAAGGCGCAUUCACCUGUAUGAGCUCCCCAGCCUGCAGCACAUCAGUGGGAGCAGGAUGUCCGCGCCCAACUUGGAGACCGUCAAGAUCAGGGGCUGCUGGAGCCUCAGGAGCCUACCAGCCGUCAGCAGAAACAAUGAGAAGCUGCCUAGUGUGGACUGCGAGAAGGAUUGGUGGGAUAACCUGGAGUGGGAUGGGGUGGAAGCGAACCACCAUCCUUCACUCUAUGAGCAUAACCACUCGUCAUACUACAAGGCCCAACAACAAAGAGGCACCGUACUAAGGUAA
Molecule: messenger RNA, 4767 nt
Organism: Aegilops tauschii subsp. strangulata
Lineage: Eukaryota; Viridiplantae; Streptophyta; Magnoliopsida; Poales; Poaceae
Source: RefSeq, a predicted model, not a curated record